UCAAGACAGGUAGACUUAGCUAUAUCGAUACUUAAUAUUACGGUGAAGGAGUUCUUUUAUAAUAAGGGCGCUAAAACCCAUUGAAUUUGUCAAUAAGAUCAUAUCAGUAUGUAGUGCAUAAUUUAACAAAUUGUUGUGUUCGAGAGACGGGUAUUUUGUUAUGAAAAAAAUUGAACUAGGCUUUUGUUUUGGACUUACUAACAUAUUGACAGCAAAAUAGAGCAGAAUUUUGAAAAAUUCAUUGAACAUUGGAUAGUAUUUUGAACUGGAGGUAAAAAAUUUCUGAUCAGGCCAUGGCCUGUGUGCUUCCUGGCACAAUGAAGAGACAUAAACAUUUUAAAGCUGUAAACACUGGAUUAAAGAAUCAAUAAAAAUGGAGUUUGGUUAGAUAAUAAAAUUUUUUAUACGCUUUAGAAAAUGAUCAGUCAACGGAGUUAUGUGCAGAUUUAUUGUUAUUUGGAUACAAUAAAAUAGAUUCAAGAUAUGGCAGACUCUGUGGACGAAGUUAUAAAAGUUUCAAAGCUUUUAGGCUUUGAUUAUUCUAAAUUUGAAAACACUAGAAAAUCUUCUGUUGAAAAGAAGAAAAAUGCCGAAGAAAGCCGCUCUGUGAGAAAUAAGAAAAUUUUGGUCAGCCCUGCAAGAGCUUAUAGACCCAUGGGUGAUUGUUUGAAAGCAAACACUUCAAAUGCGGACAGAUCAGUCAGCAAAAGUCGGCCAGCUUUUGAGAAGGGAAUAAUUAAAACCGUUAGCACAGAAAGGUUCACUUAUAGCGGCAGAAACUCGGUUGAUCCGGAGAAGUUAAGUGUUGCACAGCUUAGAAAAAGUAAAAGCGAAACCAAAUUAAGAAAGGUAUCUAUAUCAGAUGAAGUUGACUUAGGCAAAGCUAAAAGUGAAGUAAAAUGUAGGAAAUCAACAUAUGAAGAUAAUGAAAAUUUGAAAAGCAAAAGUGAAGUGAAAAGUAGGAAAUCAUCAUAUGAAGAAAAUGAAAAAGUGAAAAGCAAAAGUGAAGUGAAGAGUAAGAAACCAAUAUCUGAAAAAAAUCAUCUUAAAAGCAAAAGUGAAAUAAAGAGUAAUAAAUUUCUUAGUGAAGACUCGGAUCAUAGAAAAAAUGGCAGAACUAAAUAUUCGCAGGACGAAAAAAAAAUUGUAAAAGAGUCAGAUAAUGAAAAGCCUUUAAGAGAAAUUCGCCGAAGACUGGAUUUUGAAAAUGAUGAAGUUGUUGAUGAAGUGGCACCUUUACCAAGUGGUCUAGAUUUUACGGAUAAAAUAGCUGCAUUAAGAUCUUUAAUGCACAAAGAUAGGGAGAUUUCUGAUAGGAAAGCAUACUAUGGCGAGUAUAGAUCUAGUCAGAGAAAAGUAAUAAUUUCACGAAGUGAUUCAUUGAAGGAAAACCAAGAACAAGUUAAUGAAAAAUUUGAUCCUGAAAAAGUAAAGGUAAGGGAUAGCUCAAAGACUAAGAAAUUGGAAAAUGAAAGGCACAGAAAGGUGCAAAGUGCUGAUUUGUUCCGAGGGAAAGAAUUGGAUGGUAGAUUGUCUUCGCUUGAUAUGCAUAUACUUAAAGAAAGGUUAGAAGCUAAACAUGAAAUUGUAAGUGACAAGAAGGAUAACAAAUUAGAUAUAAAGGAUAGUUCUAAAGUAGAUGAGCUAAGUGAUAGGUAUUUGAAAGGCAAUUCAUUGCUACAUGCAAGAAAGGAUAGAAAAAUUAUUGUAGCAAGUGCGCGGCAAGUUGCUGGAAGAGAAAAUAUUAUUGAUAAAACGGAAGAAACUAGGAGUAGACCAAGUUCAACACUUGAAGCCAAAGAGACUCAGACAAAUCAAUUAAAUCAGUCAAUAAGAAGUGUUCAAAGUAAUGUACCAUUUUAUGAGCCAGUAACCAGGCCAAUGAGUACACCGGUGUUAAAUUGUGAGCUGUCUGUGAGUAAAAGGAGGGUGCUGGCUAAAAGUAGAGAUAGAGGUCUAGUGGGUAUUGAACCUGGUAUAAACUUGAAAAAUAAUGAUGUGGCAUCUCCAUCUAGAGAUGAAAGGCAAACAAAUGUUAAUAACUUUGUAGGGACAAGCUUAACCCCAGAAAAAUUAAAGCAUAAAAGUUCUGUAAAAAAUGUUGAUAGGAAUAAGGUAUUGGAAGAAAAUGGUGAAACUAUAAAUAGAAAACGAAGAAGUUCAGAGCAUAGUAAACACAAAUAUGAUGCUGGGAAUCACAGACCAAGCUCCAGAGGGAGUAACAGGGGUGAAGAUAUUUUGUAUAUGAAUGGCAUCUCAGGAAAGACACAUGGAGAUUCUGAAAUUCUGUCACAGAAUAAUAGGUUGUUAGAUAAACUUAAAGAUUCAAAACAGGAGAAGAUAAAUGCGAAAGAUGCAUCAAGUAAAAGUGAAAGAAAAGUUAGGGAAUGGAUUAAAAAUCAAGAAAAACUUAUGAAAGGGAAAUAUGUUGAUAAUGAUGAUGAUGAUAUGAUGAUGGAAGAGUUAAAUGUUUGUAUAAGCUAUCCAGUUGGAUCUCCUCUACAAGCACUUAAAGGACUGUCCAAUGGUAGUGACAGGGAACAUGGAAAACUUGAGAAAACCAGAAAUGAUAAAUCACAUACGCCAAGUCCAAAAACUGCUUAUGGAAUAAUCCAGCCUAAUUGCACGAGUGGCGAUAAAAGACCGUUGAGUAGGCAGGAUAUUUUUGAUCGGUUAGAGCAUAUAACGAUGGCUGUAACAACGCAGAAGCAUCAGCUGGAACUGGAAAUUCCGAUGAAGGAUGUUCAGGUCUCGCAGAAAUCGCCAACCAGGCGGCGAUCAUUUACACCAGAUCUCCAAACAAUCAGAAAUUUACAGGGGAAAGCUGCAGAUAAUUGGGAUUCUGCGAGUACAGAGUCUUCAGUGUUUAGCCUUCCAUUUUCUAUCCGAUCCGGAGAGUCAAUCUCGUCCACGUGCCAGGCGGUGAAACUGCUGCGUAAACUUUACAAUGUUGACACAGAAACAAGACAAAACUUGGUGCUCAUGGCGAAAUGUUUCCGCCGAUGGUUUAAUAAUGUGUUACAUGCAAAGGCGAGAAACUUCGAAAUUACUCAAGCUGCGAAGAGAGUUAGUCCAAUCAGCUAUGGUGUCAUGUUACGGAAGAGUGACACAUGCUACAGAACCAAUGUGUUGGCCUACUACUUCAAUGUUUGGAAGACAGCCAGUAGAAAUGCCGGGCUGCAUCGUCAGGUUGAGCUCCUGCACAGGAGACACACCUUACAGAAGGGGAUGAACGCAUUUAAAUGGGCCAUCAACAGGUCCAAACUUCAACAGGGUAUGCUACAAGAUAGGAUCAAUAUCAUGUUGCUACAGUCUAUAUUUACCAAGUGGAAGUAUCGAACCUUAGAAAACAGACGUCUGCGACUUCAGCAAGCAUUCUUCCGAUGGAGACAGUUUACAAAAGAGGCACAAAAGUUGGAUGAUUUGCCUAUCACCCCAAUACAGAGGAUUCGAAUGUUACGGAAUCAGAGCAACAGGCGGUUGAAGGAAAGGGUGUUCCUAGAAUGGUAUGACACUUAUCAACAGUGUCUCAAACAGCACAAGGCAGACAUGCAUGCUAGACGAGGGUUAUUGUCACAAGGAUGGUCAUCAUGGCGGUGGUUUACUGUAUUAUCCAAGGAAAAGAAACAGAGAGAGUCUCUAGCUGUACAGUUAUUCCAGUUUACAUUACAAAGAAAAAUGUUCACCUAUAUGAAAGUGGAAUUUUCCAAAUACAUUGUGGCGAAACAGUUCCAUAAAGUGUCACAGCUGAAGGUUGCCAUGGUAGCGUGGAGGGCUGGUACCCAGGUCAGUAAGGCCGAGAGAGCAGAGGACAUGCGUGUUGCAGAAGUCUACUGGUCACGGUCGGCAUUGAGGGCACAUUUCACGGCCUGGCGGGACUCCCUUCUGACCAAUAAGGCUUGUAGGAUGUGCGACAGUAACUUUACCAGGAAUGCCUUUUACACAUGGAAAAGGCGCUAUGAGGAGUUGGUACAAAGACGUGAGGCCGUAGACAUGUAUAUAAGACAGAAGGUCCAGACACGCGCUUUCCAGCACUGGUAUACGUUCGUUGUUGUAAUGAAACAGAGGAGAGCCGCUGCUGUUGAGUGCUUGCAAUCUGUGUUACAGAGGCGCAUGUUUGAGCGCUGGCAUUGGUUCACAAUUUGUCAGAGAAAUCUCAGGAAACGUGCUUUGUUGCAUUUACGCAAACAUAACUUGGAUACUCAAAGACGUUAUCUGUCCAUAUGGAGGUCACAGUUCAAGGUCAAAUGUGAUGAGAAGAAGGCUCAACAGCUCUGGUCAAACUCUUGUGCCAGGAGGGCAGCAGAAUCAUGGAGACUGGUCUGUCACAGACGGAGGUUAGCCAGACUUUUGAUAGAUACAGAACCUAUAAGGCAACUCAAUACACAAAGAGUGUAUUUUUUGCAUUGGAAAUCACGGUUUGAGUUGAUACUGGAAGAGAAGCAAGAAGCCUCUGAUGUUCGGGCCAUCUUGGACACCUCAAAGCUUAAGCUGUACUUUGAAAAAUGGCAAACAGACACCCGGCAACGUCUGUUGAUUAAACCUAUGGUGCUUCGAUAUAGACAAAGGCUUAUUACUCAGUGCUUUCAAGGUUGGAGACAGUAUGUUGUACAUAAGGCAAGAUGUCUGAAGAGUGAGAAAUCCCUGCUGAGGGUCCGGCUACAGAAUAAAUUCAAAGCUUGGAGGAGACAGUAUGAGGUUCAUCAGAUAGAGAAAGAUUUAAACAAGAAACGAUUACAGCGAUCUACUCACAGGUGCUUGCAGGGUUGGCGAUUUGUCAUACAGCGUAAACACAGGGCACAACAGUUCCAUGAGAAACAUCUGGUGAAAUAUACGUUCAUUCACUGGAGUACACUGGCACUGAGAAAACUCCGGGAGAAGAGAUUACAACAAAUGGAAAUGGAGACGGUUAUGGGGUUACUACAGAAGUAUUUCAGCUUGUGGAAAGAGAGGUUAUAUUCCCAGCAAAGUACUGAGGAGGAAAAUGUAGCAUAUCUGCAGGAGAAGAUAGAAACAAACAGGGUCAAGGUCGCAUUCUAUUUUUGGAGAAGAUAUUUCCGAGCCACUCUUAUUGCUAGGGAGAAUGAAAAGAUACAGAUACGUAAACUUGCCAAGCAGGCCCUCCAAUCAUGGUAUACAUUUACCCAGAAUUCUCUACAGGAAGCUGUGGAGAAAUUUGCUACUGCCAUUGGUUUACGUCAGGAUGAUGAAGUGGCUUGCUUUGAUCAGGAUCAACAGGAGCUUGAUAAUAUAAGUUAUGAUAAAACAGGAGAUCUUCUUGGAAGGGGAGAUUCUAUUGAGAUGCUUAAUUUUGACCUUGAAACAUUCCAUAAUUCCGUUACUGGUACUCCAAGAACACCCAGAACACCAAAAUCCAUGACACCUAGAACACCAAGAUCCAUGACACCCAGAACACCCCAUACACCAAGAACUCCCAGAACACCUGGUUUUGGAACACCAAUGAGAAGACUUCAUUCACCGACACCAAGUCACAUGAGUCUGGCUCAGUCCCUAGAGUUUGAUUCCGGUGCUUUGACAAGUUCAAGUUUCAUUGAUGCCAGAUUUGAGAUGGAGCAUGCUGUGAAAAUAGAGAGUAGAAGGGAGAUUGUUGUGACUGUAGUUAACAGACUACGUCAUUGGCCAAUCAGUAUUGUGUUUGAACAAUGGAAGGAGUACACUGCCAGGCAGUCCGAAUUCAAGCUUCUAACAACAAAGAUGAUCAGUGUACAUCAGGAGCUUGCAUUGAAACAGUAUUUCAACUCCUGGGUUCAGCACCACAAAGAGAUGAAGCUGGCAAAACACCACUAUGAGGAAGUUUUACAGCAUAAGGCUCUACUCAGCCUGAUACUAUACAGAAAUAUGUGUAGAGAAAAGAAACAGAUGAACACUGUUGCUAGGUUACACUAUGCUAGAAAAGUGUACUCAUCAAUUUUCCCAAUAUGGUUGGCUAAGGCUCAGGAGAAACAGCAUGCUGAGAAAAUUGUGUUCUUAUGGACGAACAUCACGGAUGAGGAGCGACAGUUGAUACCACGAGAGCGUUCCUUCUGCUACAAACUUAAUAAGAAAUCUCUGAAAGAGUGUUUUACUGUAUGGCAGAAUAAAUAUCGAAAGAUCAGCAAGUUGAAGAAAGUGUACCACAAAAUUCUGUAUCAAAGGUAUUUUGGAUCUUGGUGCAACUGGGCUUUAGAACUACACAAUAGAAAAGUGAAAUGUGAACAGUUCAGGGACAAUAGGAGGAAAAAAUUGGUUUUCAAAACGUGGUGUUUACGACACACACAGAAGAAGGAAGUAGAAAGGAGAUAUGAAGACACAUGGCAUAAUUACCUGGUUACAAUAUUACAAUCUUGGCAACAGUGGGCACAUGAUCAAAGAAGAAGGAAAGUGAUAGCAGCAUAUGUGUCAGGGAUAAGAAAUAAGCAUCUUGUAUGUAGAAUGUUUGUACAGUGGAAGACAGAAUCAGAGAAACAUGUACGAGUGACACAAUGGUAUCAGACCAGGCUUUCAACAAGGGUACUGUCUGCCUGGCAGGAAGUAGCAUCCUGGCAGAAGGAUCUCAAACAAAGACAAUUACAGUGCCAACUUAUGUCCUAUAAGGCUCUUGCCAAAAGGGCGUUACGCCAGUGGUACGCAUGCUAUCAGCAACAACUUCAAGUACAUGAGCAUCAUGAACAGGUGUUACAACGUAGGGUUCUACGUCUAGGUACACACUGGAGAAAGAAGGCCCAGAAAACACGAGGUCAUAAACUACAUGCACAGUUUCAAAAUAACAAGAUGGGAAGAAUGUUUGCUAAAUGGAAGUCUGCAUACAGAAAGAAUUUAGACCGUUAUGACAUACUGGAGAAGUACAGGAACCAGAAGAAUCUACAACUGACAGCAGUAUGUUUGGAGACGUGGCGGACAGAGUUAAUGUGUAUACAAGCCCACAGGGUGUUCAGUAUGAAAUUAAUGAUAACGUUCUUGAGUAACUGGAAAUUGGCAGCAAGAGGCUGUUGUGAAAGGAGAAAUGCACUACAGAAGUAUACAGUGAAGAAAGAGAAACAGACACAGAAAGUGUUCUUCCUAUACUGGUACAAUGUCGCCAAAGCCAGGAAAUCUAUACGAGGGCAUGCUAAUCUUAAAAUGCAAUUAACUGUUUUCAAGUCCUGGUUGGUUUACACGCGCAAGAAGAACAACUUGCGUAGAUUAGAGUCGGCCUUCACUCGUAAACGUAAUCAAGGCAUUCUGCAGAACCACUGGUAUCUGGUAAAAACAAGGUUCGAUUACUGUGUAGAACUAUCAAGCAUGGCUAAUCGAGUUAUACAUGAGAAAAAUACAACUUUAAUGAACCAGGCUUUACAACAUUGGGCUUUCAGGUUAAAGAUUGUGAUAGCAGAUGAGUGCCAUGAACAUAUUCUUGCCAAACGUACUGCCAAUAGGUGGCGCCAUUUUGUGUUGAGGAGGCGGCAGGAACGACAGCAUAUGAAGGAGCAGACGGAGAAAGCUGUCAAGUUCUACAACAAACAUUUGUGCAAUAAAGUGUAUAAAAGUUGGUUUAAUGAAGUGCUUGCCACAAGACAGGCAGAGAAAAGGAAAGCACGAUUGUGUCGUAAAUAUGGUCUCAUGUGGAAACACAAGACAGACAUGGUCUAUACAGCAAAAUGUGUGCGUAAUGAGAAUUUGUGUAUGUCAGCAUGGAGAGUAUGGCACCUGGAGUUUGUUAGAAGAAAAACUAUCAAGAAAGUAGAGGCCUUUGAGAAGAAACAACAGCUGACUAUGGUAUUUGUAUCAUGGAAGAAUCUAUGUAAGAAAAGGAGUCGGAAGAUCUCCAUGAUUCCUCUACCAGUAUCGCCCGCAUUUAGCAUGCCAUCGGCGGGAAGUAGUGGCUCCUCGACCCCAACGGAUGAGCUUUACUCCCCAGUGCUCAACAAGCACAGUCUUCCACCCACCCAGAUACCAAUCCCCAACAGUGUCUUGAAGAGGAAGAAAUCUCUAAGUGCUAAAAACUCGCCGACAGGGUCCAUGGAAAAAUUGUCCUCGGAUAAAUUAUCAGCUCAUAACACAGGACGGCGGGGUUCCAUCUAUUAAAGGAUUUAU
Messenger RNA from Ruditapes philippinarum (Manila clam), 8073 nucleotides. RefSeq lists its product as uncharacterized. NCBI's taxonomy places the organism in Eukaryota, Metazoa, Mollusca, Bivalvia, Venerida, Veneridae. The record is from RefSeq and is a predicted model, not a curated record. The coding region runs from base 484 to 8064 and encodes 2526 amino acids. The transcript is spliced from 35 exons. Gene Ontology annotation, molecular function: phosphatase binding.